This is a messenger RNA of Colletotrichum higginsianum IMI 349063, 519 nucleotides long. RefSeq lists its product as uncharacterized. Lineage: Eukaryota; Fungi; Ascomycota; Sordariomycetes; Glomerellales; Glomerellaceae. The transcript has 2 exons. The record is from RefSeq and is a predicted model, not a curated record. Bases 1 to 519 code for a protein of 172 amino acids.
AUGUCUGCCUUCCGUGAACCCCCUUUCCUUUCCGGUGUCAUUUAUACUACCGGUGGUACUUUGCCCUACUGCCUCUACGCCGCAUUCUGGGAAACCCGCCGUCUGCUGGGAGGCCCGUUGCUCCAUCUCUCCCCGGUCAUCGGUGGUGCUCUGAGCAACCUUUACAUGCCCAUCAGCAGUCUCCGGGCGACUUACACUGCCCUCGCGGAAUGCUAUCCUGAGAUCGAUGUGCAUCGUAAUGAAUAUCAACUCUACUUCAUUGACCGCGUUCGCGGGCCCAACGACCACCGCCGAGCUUUGCGCUUCGGACCCGACUGGCCCUUUGUCUGCAACUCUCGCCUGCGACCUCGCCGGGCCCACCGAGUGCUACAGCGCUUCACUCCUCGGCAGCACAGAGUCGCAAACCAUGUCAUGCCCGCGGUACGCCGGGCUUGGGCCCACCCACAAUGGGAAACCCGGACAGAGCGAUCGGGCGACUUCCACCACCCCCACACACUGAAAGUUCUCUCCCUGUCUUGA